Anguilla rostrata (American eel) is the source of this 7396-nucleotide messenger RNA. RefSeq names its product collagen, type IV, alpha 1 (gene col4a1). Gene Ontology annotation, molecular function: extracellular matrix structural constituent conferring tensile strength. Gene Ontology annotation, biological process: extracellular matrix organization. NCBI's taxonomy places the organism in Eukaryota, Metazoa, Chordata, Actinopteri, Anguilliformes, Anguillidae. The record is from RefSeq and is a predicted model, not a curated record. Gene Ontology annotation, cellular component: basement membrane; collagen trimer.
GACAGAAACGCACAACGCUGCAGAGAAAGCAAAGAUGCUGUCAAACGCAGGUUACAAGCUCUGAGCAAACAAAUAUAUAGACAGUUGAGACUAGAAGAAGCCGGUCAACAGUGUCCUUGCUGGACAUAGGUGCAUCGUAAAUAGAUUUCACCGAGCUCCAGCACGAUGCUGUUGACUAGCUGCGCCUUGUUCCUAGCGAUCAUCUACUCUGGUGUGGAGUGGACAAGGGCUGAGGGCUGUGCAGGUGCAGGAUGUGGAGGAAAGUGUGACUGCAGCGGUGUGAAAGGAGAAAAGGGUGAGAGGGGAUUUCCUGGCCUGCAGGGCAACAUGGGGUUUCCUGGAAUGCAAGGACACGAGGGCCCAACGGGGCCGAUGGGGCCCAAGGGCGAUUACGGCAUGCCUGGAGCUCCUGGAAUGAAAGGCAUACGUGGUCCUCCGGGGUUACCUGGAUUCCCAGGAAAUCCAGGCAUUCCGGGAAUCCCAGGACAGGAUGGCCCUCCUGGUUCACCAGGAAUCCCAGGAUGCGACGGGAAAAAGGGAGAGCGGGGCACUGACGGACUCCCGGGCGUAUCAGGACUGCCAGGUCCACCUGGUACCCCUGGUGACCCAGGAAUGAAGGGUGAUGCAGGUGGUGUCAUUGAGGGUUUUAUUCCAGAGAAAGGCGAAAAAGGGCUUGCUGGGUUUCCAGGUUCGCAGGGGCCCCCAGGACCUGCGGGAGGUUCAGGGCCAGUUGGACCCACUGGCCCUCAGGGACCCAGAGGUUAUCCAGGUCCACCUGGGCCACCUGGACCAAAGGGUGACAGGCUGACUUUCCUGGGUGAAAAGGGAGAAAAGGGAGGUCCAGGUAGUCCCCGGCCACCAGGACGCCCUUCUCACGAAUCUGGGCACCCCCCCGUUACCCAUAUCGAACAAGGACCUCAGGGUGAAAAAGGUACACCUGGUGACAAAGGAGAAAAGGGCUACUGUCAGCCAUACCACAGCGGGGUCAAAGGUGAACAAGGUCCCCCCGGCCCCAGGGGUAAACCAGGCAAGGAUGGAGAACCUGGCAGCAAAGGGGAGAGAGGUUAUCUUGGAGCACCUGGAUACAGUGGACAGCCGGGCGAAAAAGGCGACAGGGGACCCCCUGGAAACGCUGGUGGCCCCCCCGGACCGCCCGGGCACUCUGGUUCUCCUGGAAUAAAAGGAGAACGAGGUUUUCCUGGUAGUCACGGAGACUCAGGUCUACCAGGCAGGAAUGUGGAGGGUCCCAAAGGAGAGACAGGGUACCCCGGAGAAUCAGGGCAGAAGGGAGAGCAGGGGCCGCCUGGCCAGUCUCUUUCAGGCCCAAGCGGCGAAGACGGACGCCCUGGAUCACCCGGACCCCCAGGACCCCCAGGAGACGGAGACUGCACUAUGGAGCGAGGGUUCCCCGGAUACCCCGGGCCCCCUGGACUCAACGGCGAACUGGGACAAAAGGGUGAGAAAGGGGACACCUGCCUGCACUGUGAGACCGCUGGGGUCCGUGGAUUACCUGGCGCCCAGGGCCCCCCCGGGAGACAAGGUUUCCCCGGAGCCGCCGGGCGAAAGGGAGAGAAGGGCUCACCUGGACUUGCUGGUGCUCCUGGGAACCAGGGUACGCCUGGCAACCCAGGGCUGAUGGGGGCCCCCGGUGCCCACGGUGCGCCGGGCGACAUCCACGUGGCACCGGGACUGAAGGGGGAGAAGGGCGUGCCUGGCACCCACGGCCAAAAUGGGCUGCCAGGUGUGGAUGGGCUCCCCGGCAGAGAUGGGUUAUCGGGCCAGCCCGGACCCAAGGGAGAGCCGGCAACUGUGGGUAUCAAAGGAGACCGGGGUCUAGAUGGGGACCCUGGUUUGAUCGGCACUCCAGGAGAAAGGGGUCCUCCAGGUAUCCCUGGUUACGGGCAACCAGGAGAGCCUGGUGAGAAGGGCAGUCACGGGGCACCAGGACGUCCUGGAGCUCCAGGCUCUGUAGGACCCAAAGGCGAACCGGGGAAAGGUGUGAGCUCGCCUGGGCCACAGGGGACUCCUGGACCUCGGGGUGAGACGGGGAGAACGGGACUCCAAGGUGACCGAGGUCCCCACGGUGAUCCCGGGGCACCAGGUUCCCCCGGACGGAAAGGUGACCCAGGCCUCCCAGGAAUCGGACUUCCUGGCUUACCUGGACCCAAAGGGUAUACGGGUAUGUCAGGGGCUCCGGGAGUGCCCGGAGAGCCAGGUCGUCCCGGGCAGAAUGGGUUUGAUGGACGUCCCGGUAAAAAUGGACAAAAGGGUGAACCGGGACGAGGCUUGCCAGGGCCCAAAGGCUACAUGGGACCCCAGGGGGUCACCGGUUUCCCAGGAGAGAAGGGGAGCAUCGGGCUUCCUGGAAUCCCAGGACAAGAGGGGCAGACAGGACCUCCCGGAGCUCAAGGAAUCAAAGGUGAACCUGGACCUACUGGAAGACAUGGAGUAGAGGGCCCCCCAGGUCCCCCGGGACUGGGCGAGCAGGGGUUACCUGGACCUAUGGGUCCUCCGGGCUUGCCUGGCCCCUUCGGGCGUGGCGGAGUGAAGGGAGAUAAGGGGUACCCCGGUCCCGCCGGUUUGGACAUGCCUGGGCCUCAAGGGGAGAAGGGUACCCCAGGGUUUCAGGGGGUCCCAGGAUCAAAGGGGUUGCCUGGGCGACAAGGCCCUGCGGGAAGAGAUGGUUUUCCAGGCCAUCAAGGUAUUAAAGGAGAGAUGGGGGUGAUUGGAAUCCCAGGACCUCCCGGACAGCCUGGUUCCCCUGGAAAUAUUGGUUCCCCUGGAUUACGAGGUCACCCCGGUUUUGAUGGUCAAAAAGGUGAUUUUGGUGAUAUUGGACCUAAGGGAGAGCGAGGAGAUCCUGGUCAACGGGGGCCUGCUGGCAACAUGAGUGAUGUGGACAUGGACCAAAUGAAGGGAGAGAAGGGUGACCUCGGGGACAGAGGUAAACCUGGGGGGACAGGUCAAAAAGGACACCAAGGACAGCCCGGAGUACCGGGAAUGCCAGGGAAAGAUGGAUAUCCAGGUUCACCUGGACAGCCAGGUGAGAAAGGUGACCUCGGAGAACCAGGUGUACCAGGACGCGCAGGCACCCCUGGACUGAAGGGGCAUAUAGGAGAGAUGGGGCUUCCAGGAUUUUCUGGACCCAAGGGCACUAAAGGAACAAAUGGGACCCCAGGGCAUCCAGGAUUCCCGGGUUUGACCGGGGACAAAGGAGAGAAGGGGGAUGGAGGUCUGCCAGGUGUUGGGGUUCCAGGACCACCAGGCGAAAAGGGGCAAAAUGGUGAGCCAGGAUUUCCAGGAAGCCCAGGAGACAAGGGGCAUAAGGGUGCGAUGGGUAUCCCGGGAAUGCCAGGAAAACCAGGACAGAAGGGAGACAUUGGGUUCGAGGGUCACCAAGGUAGCCCUGGGCGGCCAGGUGAGAAAGGAGUCCCCGGGUUACCUGGUGGAGCAGGUGAACCGGGUCUGCAGGGGCGACCAGGGGAACCAGGUCUACAGGGCCCUUCGGGUCCACAAGGGGAGAAGGGAGAGCCUGGCAUAGACGGAAUCCCAGGAUCCUCAGGAGAGAGGGGAGAUCCAGGGUUACCUGGAAGAGGCUUCCCUGGAAACCCGGGUCAGGUCGGCAGUAAAGGUGACAAAGGCAGUCCAGGUUUUUCGGGAAUUCCAGGAAGCCCCGGUAUCCCGGGAACCAAGGGGGAUAAGGGUUACCCAGGCACCCUAGGGCAGCAGGGCCGGCCAGGGGAGCGGGGGCCCCCGGGGUCAUCCAUGGAGGGGCCCAAAGGAGACAGAGGGUUACCUGGGGAGCCUGGAGAGCAAGGCUCACCUGGGGCCCCGGGGCCCGCCGGAGUACCGGGACUGGCUGGCUCAAAGGGGGACAAAGGAGACCAUGGGUACCCGGGGCCUCCAGGACAAGAAGGACUCAAGGGGGAAAUAGGACCACCUGGUGCUCCUGGACAUACUGGACUGCCAGGAUUUAAUGGACCAAAGGGAGAAAUUGGACAGCCAGGCUUCCCUGGAUUCCAAGGGAUUAAAGGAGAAGCUGGAGCAGCUGGAGGGAAAGGAGAACUGGGAGACAGAGGUUUCCCUGGAGUGAAAGGAAACAUUGGCCCCCCCGGGCCCCAGGGACCCCACACAUUUAUCAAAGGGGACAUCGGCCUUCCUGGCCCCCGCGGACUGGAAGGCCCCAGAGGGUCACAAGGGUUUCCUGGAUCUAAAGGGCUGCAAGGUGUGACAGGACGGCAGGGUCCAAAAGGAGAGGACGGGCAGCCGGGGUACCAUGGUCGACCAGGCACCAAGGGAGAGCCUGGCCCCGUCGGCCCAGCGGGACCCAGAGGGUACACUGGCCCCCCAGGGCCCGACGGAGUGCCCGGUCAGGUGGGGCCACCCGGUCCCUCCUCCAUGGACCACGGCUUCCUGGUGACCCGACACAGCCAAUCGGUGGAUGUUCCUCAAUGCCCUGCGGGCACCGGCCUCAUCUACGAUGGGUACUCCCUCCUUUACGUCCAGGGCAACGAGAGGUCACAUGGGCAGGACCUGGGUACCGCGGGGAGCUGCUUGAAGAAGUUUAGCCCCAUGCCCUUCCUCUUCUGCGACAUCAACAACGUCUGCAACUUCGCCUCCAGAAAUGACUACUCCUACUGGCUGACCUCUCCCGAGCCAAUGCCCAUGAGCAUGGCGCCCGUUACCGGUGACAGCAUCAAGCCCUUCAUCAGCAGGUGUUCUGUGUGUGAGGCCCCUGCCAUGGUGAUCGCGGUCCACAGCCAGACCAUAAUGAUCCCCGCAUGCCCGAAUGGAUGGGACUCCCUGUGGAUCGGAUACUCCUUCGUCAUGCACACCAGCGCUGGUGCGGAAGGUUCCGGUCAGGCCCUGGCGUCCCCCGGGUCCUGCCUGGAGGAGUUCCGCUCCGCCCCCUUUAUCGAGUGCCAUGGGCGUGGCACCUGCAACUACUACGCCAACUCCUACAGUUUCUGGCUGGCCACCAUCGAGGACGAAGAUAUGUUCACGAAACCCGUUCCAACCACCCUGAAAGCUGGCAAUCUUCGAACUCACAUCAGCAGGUGCCAGGUGUGCAUGAAGAGAACAUAAUGUAGAAAUCGCUUUAUUUCUAUUUUAUUGUUUCAGGUUUUUUUUUUUUUUUUUACAAACGAUGGUGCUAUUUGGUGAAGAUAAAGACAGCUUUAUAGCAAAAAAAAAAAACAAAACACUUUAUUACAAAUAAUAGACGCUGUGUCCGGAGUUACAAGCCUAGUGAAUGCAGUGUUGAACGACAGGAUUACGAGCCGGGAGCCUGAACCUCUGGCGCUUCGCUCCCUUUCCAAACUACCGCAACGUUUCUUUGCUGAAUGGCACUUUGUUUAUUACUGCACUGACUGUAUCCGUAUGUAAGCAGGUGUCCAUUUUAAAGCUGUGUGUGUGAAUCCGGUGAUGUCCGCCACAUCUACCUUUUUGAUACGUGUCAUUCAUUUGAAUAAUUCCUUAACGUUUUACAGAUACCACUUACGUCCGCAUCAGUGUAAAGAUAUAAAUAUUUUUGUUUGUUUUGUAUUUGAAAGCUCUACUAAUGUUACGGCCUGCGUUGCCACUGGUUACAGGUGAUAGUCACUGAAAUAUGUUAGUGGGAUGAAGGUUGCCACAGCCAUCGCUGAUGGAACCACAAAGAGCCUCAGCUUCAUUGUAAAUAUGUUGCUUCCAAAGUGCGCAAUACACAGCCGUGUAAGAUGUUAGGCAAUUACAUUAAUUUGUGCGCAACAUGUUUUCAUUUUAACUUAGGGAGAAGAUAUGUAGGAUAUCAGUGCACACGAAAAGCAAAUGUUAAUCAGAAUCCGUCAAUCUACAGUGAAGUUUUCACGGUAGUAUAACACAACGUACACAGGCACAUAUUUAUUAUGGAAAAGUACUACAUGUUGCACACCUGAAGAGACAGUCCUGGAUCUCUUUUUUUCUAUGCAGAGUGUGUCAUGUGGUUGAGGCAGAAAGGGGUAGUAGGGAUUGAUGUUAGUUCACUUUCAGGUUUGGGAUAGUGUUAUUUUGUAUUUGAAAACAAUGUAACCCUAACCUCCCCUCCCACAUAUUAUGGCAUCCUGUGGAUAAUGUAGACCCUUCCAAAGUACAACCCCAGUGUUCCCUAGUAAUUGCCCUGUUAGGGAGUGAGAUGAAUCACAAGGUUAUGAGAACUUGGCUAUUGAGGGAACAACGGGGGUCUUUAAACAGGGCAGUUCUAUCACCGUGGUGACGAACAGCCACACUCCAAAGCCAAUAAUUUGGAUUAAAAUUGCCUGGUUCCAUGUGAAGUUCAUAUUGGACUAGGAUUCUGCCACAGUUCCUCUCUUACAAAAAACCCUCAACUUUCAGUCCCUGCAUUCCUUAAUUCAGUUUGGUCUCAUAUACAGGUUGCUUUUGUCUUCAGUGUUUUGUUGGCAAGAAAUAAAUGUAGACGUGAUACAAAUUAAACCAAAUAUAUGAUAUUUCACUUGAUUCCUGAAUUAUGCAAACUAAUUUCCAAUAAGUAUUGCUAGUUCAUUAUUAAUUUAUACAAUUAUUUAUAUACUGCUUUGGUAUUUUGCUUUUGUCGAUAUCUACUGCAUUUUAUUUAGAUUAUUAAUUAGUCCAUUGUUAGGCAGAGACACAUACAUAAUGUAUACAUUAUGUCUGAUUGGAGUGAAUUUUUGAGUUGUCAAUUUUUGUGACUUCAUGAAUUUGUCAUUGGUUGCCCAGGCCAGUGGCCCAGUACUCAGUGGUGAAGACAUUUCGCACAUUAAUUUAAUUUAGUAGCACUAUUCACACAUGUGCCUUUUUACAGUAGACUAGAGUACAGUACAGUAGGGUCACAGUUUAUGACAGUAAGUUCACAUGUGAGAAAGAACCAUUUGCACACCCGAUGAGCUAGUUUGGCAGAGAAAGUGGAGGAAAUGGCAUCCGUUAAAUCCAAAGAAAUUCCGUCAGCUGCUUCUUGCAAAAUAUGUACUUUUUAUUUCAAGUUAAUCAAAGAGCUGGCUACAGUUCCUCAGAACACUGAAAUAUUGUACUUCAGAUAAUUGUAACAAGGUUUUGCAAGAAGCGGAAUGCAGACAAUAUUUCCAUUUGUGCGAGAUAGUUGUAUGAACUUCAUCAUUCAGGUUUUGCUGUGUCUUGCUGUGAUUGUCAUCAUUCAGUAUUAAGAGGAGUUGCCAUCAUUUGUCAUGUCAUGUCUGUUUGUGUGUUUCUGUAUGUCACCGUCAAUCGAUGUAAGAGUGUACUCCAAAUACCAAGAGAUGAAUGCAGUUAAUUGGUGAAAUUGGAGAAGAUGGGUUUGUGGUGUAGUCUCUUAUUAACAAAAAUGGUCUUGUCAGCUUAUUUCUUUUCCUGCAGAAUCCAUACUGUGCAAUUCAUACAAUAAAUUAAUUUGUAUAAAAUGUCA